Molecule: messenger RNA, 2568 nt
Organism: Orbilia oligospora ATCC 24927
Lineage: Eukaryota; Fungi; Ascomycota; Orbiliomycetes; Orbiliales; Orbiliaceae
Exons: 7
Coding region: 1-2568 (855 amino acids)
Biological process (GO): xyloglucan metabolic process
Cellular component (GO): extracellular region
Molecular function (GO): cellulose binding; protein binding
Source: RefSeq, a predicted model, not a curated record
AUGGUUCGGUACACAUCUGUCCUUCUGGCACUCGCCGCAGGCCCGGCUCUAGUAGCCUCUGCAGCUUCUCAAUGCUACAACUGGAAAAAUGUCAAGAUUGGUGGCGGUGGUGGCUUUGUUGAUGGGAUUGUAUUCAAUCCAAGCGCAUCUGGAGUCGCAUACGCACGAACUGAUAUUGGUGGAGCUUAUCGAUUGAACUCCGAUGAUUCUUGGACUCCUUUGUUGGACUGGGUAGAUUCUACAAACUGGAACUAUAUGGGAGUCGAUGCCAUUGCCACUGAUCCUAUUGAUACCAACAGAGUUGUUAUGGCCGUCGGGUUGUACACAAACGAUUGGGACCCUAAUAUGGGAUCCAUCCUGCGCUCAACAGAUAAGGGCAAUAACUGGUCUGCUACUAAGCUACCAUUCAAAGUUGGAGGCAACAUGCCGGGAAGAGGAAUGGGAGAGCGUCUCGCGAUUGAUCCAAACUCCAACAACAUCAUUUAUUUCGGUGCUCGCAGUGGAAACGGCCUUUGGAAAUCUACCGAUUAUGGUGCUACUUGGGCUAAGGUCUCCUCAUUUACUUCUGUUGGAACUUUCGUUCCAAACCCAUCUAGCAGCAACUCCUACGAGCGUGACAUUGUUGGAAUUGCUUGGGUUACCUUUGACUCCACCAGCGGGUCUAAGGGGUCUGCUACCCCGAGGAUCUUUGUUGGUGUAGCUGACAAGUCGAAUUCCAUUUGGGUCUCUACAAACGCCGGUUCAACCUGGAGUCUUGUAUCUGGCCAGCCAAGCCAAAGCUAUCUACCUCACAAGGGUGUCCUUUCUCCCUCAGAUAAGCUUCUUUAUAUCACAUAUUCCGACGGCGCAGGACCAUAUGAUGGUGCCCUUGGUGCCGUCUGGAAGUACAACAUUGCGUCUGGAGCUUGGACAGAUAUUACCCCAGUCAGUGGAGGUGAUCUCUACUACGGAUUUGGCGGCUUCGCCGUUGAUCUCAAGAAACCUGGUACCAUCAUGGUAGCAGCGCUCAACGCCUGGUGGCCAGAAGGGCUUAUUUUCCGCAGUACCAACAGCGGUGCAAGUUGGACUAGAGCUUGGGACUGGAAUGGCUCAGACAGAACUAAGCGCUUCACUAUGGAUUCCAGUUUGGCACCUUGGCUAAGCAAUCCUUCGGAUGAAGUCCCAGAGCCAAUUGGAUGGAUGAUGGAAGCUCUAGUCAUUGAUCCCUUUGAUUCUAACCACUGGUUGUACGGAACCGGAGCAACAAUCUAUGGUGGCCGUGAUCUGACCAAGUGGGAUACUGCUGGUGGCGUCGUAACUAUCAAAUCACUCGCUGAUGGUAUCGAAGAAACCGCUAUCUUGGGUCUCCUCUCCCCUCCAACUCAACAUGUCAAGCUCGUUUCCAGUGUCGGCGAUAUUAACGGAUUUAUUCACGACAACUUGGAUACUCCAAGGACAUCUGCAUCCCAAUUCCACAACCCCAAGUUUGCGACUACCUUCUCCCUUGACUAUGCCGGCAACAAGCCGCUCAACUACGUCCGUAUCGGUGGCGAUGCCGGAAACAUCGCCGUUUCUACCAAUGGAGGUGUUUCUUGGUCUUCGCACUCUCAAUCCUCGGGAACUACCGGAUCGAAUGGUUUCGUCUCGUACUCCGCAAACGCAGAUACCAUCGUAUGGAGUACCACCAAUAUCGGUGUCAUCCGCUCCGCCAAUGGUGGAAGUUUUACAACUGUAUCCUCUUUGCCAGCGAAUGCAUAUGUCGCUGCUGAUCGUCGCGAUAACACUGUUUUCUAUGCCAUUUCUGGAAAUAAAUUCUAUGUUUCCAAGAAUACCGGUGCCACCUUUACCCAAACUGCGACGCUCUCGGGAAGCUGGGGUUAUAAGAUCGUUCCUAACCCCGGAACUGCAGGAGACGUUUGGGUUUCCACUGAUGGUGGUCUCUUCCGCUCCACUAACACUGGUACUUCUUUCACCACUAUUAGCGGGCCUACAUGGGCUGCUCACUUCGAUCUCGGUGCUCCAAAGACUUCUGGUGCAUAUUGGUCGAUUGCAGCUAUGGCUACUAUUGACGGAAAGAAGGGUCUCUAUAGAUCUGAUGACACCGGAGCAACCUGGGUCCAGAUUAACGACGCCACUAUGGGAUUCGGUACCGCCGAAAGCAACAGAGUCGCCGUCGAUUACUCCGUUUACGGAAGAAUCUUCGUCGGAGGUGGAAACGGACGUGGUAUCUUCUAUGGUACCCCAUGCGGCGGAACCCCAACGUCGACUACUACUGCUGCAACCACUACAAGGGCCACUACGACCUCAUCGACCACCACCCGCGUUACCACUACUCCAGUGACCACCCCAUCGACUACUACAACAACCGCCAUUCGAACUUCCACAACAACUAGCGCAGUAACAACCACUCGUUCUACUACAACUACCACUCGUGCCAGUACCACUGCUAGCACCACAACCACAACAGCCGGUGGUGCCCUUCAAAGCCAAUGGGGACAAUGCGGAGGCCAAGGCUGGACAGGCCCCACGGCGUGUGCGCCUCCUGCGACCUGCGUCUCUAGCAACCCUUACUACUCCCAAUGUUUGUAA